AUGGAACUUAAAGAACAAAUACCAAAUGACCUCCUACAACUGAUAAAAAGUUCCAAGUACGUCCAUGUAGCGACAUGUUCAUCAAAGUGUAUACCAUCGGUUUCCUUGAUGCAUUAUAUAUUCGUUUCAUCAGGAGAAACUUUUCAUAAACACGAGUAUGGUAUAGAUUCAGAUCGUAAUGAUUACAUUAUAUUUACGGCUUUCGAAAAAUCAGUAAAGUUUCGGAAUGUUAUAGAGAACCCAAAUGUCGCUUUAUUAUUUCAUGAUUGGAUUACUGCUAAAAACUUAACCCUUCGAAAGAAAAGUAUACAUGACGAGAAAUGUUUCUCUGGACAACCAGGAUCUGCAAAGUUGAACGAUUUUUUACGAGAUUUAAACCAAAAUGAACUGAAUCAAGUAAGUGCCACCAUUAAUGGUAUUGCGGAUAUAGUCGACCCUGAUAGUGAAGAAUCCACGUACUAUAGGCGGUUAUUAUUAAAAGCUAACCCAGAUGCGGAUAUUUUUAUUCUGGGCGAAGAGACUGCCAUAAUUAAAGUCAGAAUUCACAAAAUUAAAGUGUCUGAUAUGGAAAAUAAUACAUCAGUUUAUGGUCAAACCGCAAAACUCGGUUCAACGUAG
Messenger RNA from Saccharomyces eubayanus, 618 nucleotides. RefSeq names its product pyridoxal 5'-phosphate synthase. Lineage: Eukaryota; Fungi; Ascomycota; Saccharomycetes; Saccharomycetales; Saccharomycetaceae. The record is from RefSeq and is a predicted model, not a curated record. Gene Ontology annotation, cellular component: cytoplasm; nucleus. Bases 1 to 618 code for a protein of 205 amino acids. The transcript has a single exon.